Messenger RNA from Parnassius mnemosyne (clouded apollo), 627 nucleotides. The record is from the annotation of a GenBank genome assembly. Lineage: Eukaryota; Metazoa; Arthropoda; Insecta; Lepidoptera; Papilionidae.
AUGAUAAAAAGUACAACAGAAGAUUUCACAAGGUCUUCGGACAAGAGACCGAGAAGUGACAGCGAAGGCUCUGUGCGCGUGCCCCCGCACUUUGCCAUUCACAAGCCCGGGUGCCACUUCGAGAGCUGCUGUGGCAUCUGUAACUUGUUCCCUGGAGUGUUGCUCAUCGCUUUUUGCCAAGUGCUGGUCGGUUCUGUGCUUCUAACGCUAAUUUUGACUCAUGGGAAGCAGUACGAUAAAAUGCAUCAGACUUCCGAAUCUCAAUUGAUUAGUAUGUUUACUGGUGCGGUGUUGAGCGGAGUUACCGGUGCCGGUUUACUUCUCAUCAUUGUCGCACUCACUGAGAACUGUCGUGCAAUGCUGGUUUAUUUAUUGGUAGCAAUGCUCGUUCUGAUGGGAAUAGUGUCGCUCGCAAUUACCAAGAUCGGUCGAGCUUGCGUACGAUUUAAAGACGCUCCAAAAAUAAAGGAUGAACAACACAGAUUGGCGAACUUGGCGUGUGUCAGCGGGCUGUUCACAUUUUUUGGAGCAGUGUUAUACUUCUUCUCCUUUGUCGUUGUGUUUAGUUUUUACCACUUCCGGUAUAUUCGACGAGCCAUCUUAAUGCACGAAGCGGAAUGUGAAUAA